Saitoella complicata NRRL Y-17804 is the source of this 1967-nucleotide messenger RNA. RefSeq lists its product as uncharacterized. Bases 94 to 1866 code for a protein of 590 amino acids. Lineage: Eukaryota; Fungi; Ascomycota; Saitoellomycetes; Saitoellales; Saitoellaceae. Gene Ontology annotation, molecular function: metallopeptidase activity. The transcript has a single exon. The record is from RefSeq and is a predicted model, not a curated record.
UACAUGUAAGCGGGACGGAACAUUUGAACGGCAUCUGGGCGGGGACAUGGAUGCAGUCCAAAUGCAACUUCCCGACUCCGGCUUUCCAGAAAAAUGUACGUUGGCGCCCUUCGAUGGAUGCUUUGUGUAGGCCUACUGGCUCGAGUAAAUGCAUCUAUUAAUCCGCCAUCUUAUCGUCUCGCUUUGGAGUUUGAGCCGGCAUCACAGUCUUGUGCCGUUGUUGCCUCUGGGCCCUCUCAACUGCACAAGGGUCUGUUGGACGAAGCUGUAGUGCUCGUGAAACGGCCGCUGAUAGUAGACCGACAUGGGCAUGGGCAUUCGACAAGCACAUCACAAUACGUCGAGAUCUUUGGCAGGGAUCACCGCGCAGCUUUAACGAAGGCUGUGGAAUUGUGUGGGGCCCCUCUGGUCGAGUCAGAAAUCGGUUUAGCUGUCACCGACGCUAUAGAUGAUGGGCUUGUUGAUGCGUUCGAGAUUUUUGAAAUUGUCAACUCCGGUCCACCAGAAAAUCGCAUCGACAUCGUCAUCAUGGGUGACGGAUACAUUGCGUCGGAGAAGAUGAAGUUUUUGGAUGACGCGAAGCGGCUUGCGCACGAUCUCUUUGUGGGGGACACAUUCAAGUCAGUGUUACCACUGCUGAAUGUUUGGGCAGUUUAUGCGGCAAGCAAUGAAAGUGGCAUUGGAGUAGGUGGGAAGCCCAAAAACACAACAUUUGGUUUGUACAGAGAUGGCACGGAGUUGCGAGGCAUUUACUGUUCAAAGAUGCAUGUUGCUCGCAGGGCAUGUAAAGCCAUUGGCCCGUUUGCCUGUGACUACCCGACUUUAAUUGCGAACGACGACUUCUACGGAGGACUUGGGGGCGAGUUCACAAUAUCGACACGCUCGAAAACGUCGGGUACCAUUGUGCUCCGUCAUGAGCUUGGCCACAAUCUUGUGGAGGUUGGGGAGGAGUACGACGGUGGCGAGGUCUAUGAAGGUGUCAACUCUGCUUUGAAUAUUACGAGAAUACCUUGGGCACAUUGGUUACACCCCGGUGAAGUCAAAGAGCAGAAGAGUGAACAGGCUCUCCACGACUACGCAUGGCAUGAUCUCACAACAGGGGCGUACCGCAAAGUCUUCCAUUCAGACAGUUCGUUCGGGAGAUGGUUCAUUCGUGCUAGCGCUUCUGGAGUGCCCGACAAGCAAAGUUUACAAGUCUUGCUGGACGGACGUGAACUCGAUUGGGUAGAAACAGGAAAUGACGAUCGCUGUUUUCUCGAAUGGGUACAGCUGGAUGAAACGAAGCCUUUGGGGCAGGGAUUCCAUGUCAUCGAGUUUAAGUCGACACCGAAGGAGAACGGUCGCCCACAGCAGUUGUGCCACAUCGAAGUUCUCCAAUACGGGAAUGAACCUGACUUCACUUGGGAGCCGGACUAUAUCGGUGCGUUCCCUACAUUUGAUUCGAGAGGGCAAAAGACAAUACGUCCAACAAAUGAAGGGUGCUUAAUGCGGAAUAUGUCCAGACCAACCCUCUGUAAACCUUGCGUAGAGGGGCUAUGGCGAAGCUUAAUGUCUCGAGUUGACCUCAUCGAGAGCGUCAAGAUCAUGACAUCGAAAGACGAGGUUUCAGUGAGCCUCCGUACCAUGCACUUCGGCAAAUUCCGUGAGGACCGUAAUCGUAUAGUAGGAGAAGAACUGAAGGUGUCCUGGUACAGAGAUAAUGUCAGGUUACCGCAAUUUGAUGACGAGUUUUCAGUAAGCGGAACUAGCGAACACAUGUGGGGCAAUUGGGCGAUCGAAGUUGAGCUAUUAACUCCAGAAGUACGGAGCGACCCGAACGGCUAUUUGAAGAGCGAAACCUAUUUCUCGAUCGGUAGGGGCCAGUAAUAUGAGACUGAAUAUGAUUAAUGGAUUUCCCCUUCCUCCUCACUUGAUUCCUCUUCGCGCAACUUGGGUAAGACAGCCUGCUCCGUUACAUCACCUUUGGG